UUUACUCAAUUAUAGUCAGAAACACUGCUGUUUCUGAUAUACAUCAAUGUAACCAUGGUUGCUUUGUGUUGUGUGAUCUCAAUUCAACAUUUGCUAUUUAUCAAUAGCUGCGCGUAACGUAGUACUCUUUGAAAUUGAUAAAUUGAAUUGAUAAAUCAUUGCAUCAUUGUACAUUUGCUCUGUCUAUUUAACGAUCGCUAUUGUUGUCAUCAGCAUUAAUAUUCACCUUCCAACUCCUUUUUAAAAACUGCUUUUGUUUAYAACUAUUAGCCUUYUUAAUUAAGCUAUACAUUGAGAACAAACGGCCAUAAACCUUGUUUGGAUUCCAAGAAGAGUCUAGAACAAACACCCAGGAUCGAGUAAAUCUCCCACGCGAUAAAGAUGCAUCAAUACCGCGCAGCUACCUUGGAAUGUACACAUUACAUUAAAGGGCAUAGAGAAAGCCUUCAUAACAUGACACGAGUACUCACUGUCGACCUUGCAGCAUCUACAAGAGACGCUGUAGAUAAAGAUGAAGUUCUUGUUUAUUCUUCUUCUUCUCGUCCUUCCUGCCUUCUUAGAGGCAACAGGCGAGAGUGACAAACGUGGAUGGUGGGGWCGAAGAAAUCGUAGGCCCAAAGCUAGACCCAAACCAAGACCAAGACCUCGGUAUGGAUACGGCGGUCAAUCUGUGACGUGCUCUGCUUCUGGCGACCCUCACUACAAGACAUUUGAUGGUAAAAGAUACAACUUUAUGGGGGAAUGCCGUUAUAUUCACACGACCGAUCACUGUAAGGUUGACUGUGGUCGACCAAGGCUUGGUACGUUCAAAGUUAUCGCUGAGAAUUGUAACUGUGGUAGAAGGGUCAGUUGUGUCAAGUCGGCGGAAGUCGAUAUUAGAGGUGAUAAGAUCUAUCUCAGACGAGGAACAUUUGCACCAGCAAACAAGGAGACUGUGCACUACUCGGUUCGAAGAGAGGGUAACUUUGUGGUAGUAMGAACCAAGCCUGCUGGUUUGACCGUGAARUGGGACAGGAACAUGGGACUGCAUAUUUAUCUAACAUCAAAAUACAAGGGGAAGGUUUGUGGGUUAUGUGGUAACUUUGAUGGUAAUCAAUACAACGAUUUCCUAAAAAGCAAUGGCAAAAGCGCAGGAAACAAUGUAAACGACUUUGCCAAGUCAUGGCAGGCCGGUGGUAAAUGUGGCCAGGCACCAAUAACACCAACUCACCCAUGCCAAAAAAACCCUCAUCGCCGUCAAAUAGCUGAAAAAGACUGUGCUGUUAUCCUUUCCAACCAYUUUAAAUUCUGCAAAGAYGCUGGCGUAGAUGUGGACUAUCUUUACCGUAACUGUCUGUACGAUGUGUGUGCAGAGAAAGCAGUUAGUAUGAAGGACAGCAGCUGUGAUGCUAUCAAAGAGGCGUCAUACGAAUGCAAAGAUCAGACUGGGAAGACCGUGACCUGGGGACAYCUUGAACAAAAGUGCAAAUGCCAGCGUGAGGUCCAAUUGCAAGACUCCUAUCAGACCAAAUGCUGUGUUUUCCCAUUUCAAAAAAAUGGAGAAUGGCAUUAUGACUGCGUUAAAUCAGGACAAGGAUCUUGGUGUUCAACCGAGAAAAUUGCCACUGCUCAUUCUAUUGGACAGUGUGUUAACAGCUACGGUCAAAGAUAAAGAUACGAAGUCAACGAGCUUGGUGACAUCAUACUAGACAUUGUGACGUCAUACUAGACWUURUGACGUCAUAYUAGACYUUAUGWCGUCAUUACGUUUUURAGGURUACUGUGACGUAUGUAUGYAUUAAAAGKUGGUAAUAGGUYUAAUAAGCAUUUCUCGUAUAAUUAUAAAGAUUGUACAUUGAAGUGAUAUUAGAAAUAAAGUCAGUUUCCAUGUUUAA
Exaiptasia diaphana is the source of this 1875-nucleotide messenger RNA. Its product is annotated as mucin-2-like. The transcript has 9 exons. Lineage: Eukaryota; Metazoa; Cnidaria; Anthozoa; Actiniaria; Aiptasiidae. Gene Ontology annotation, cellular component: extracellular matrix. The record is from RefSeq and is a predicted model, not a curated record. The coding region runs from base 512 to 1651 and encodes 379 amino acids.